This is a messenger RNA of Exophiala viscosa, 1097 nucleotides long. RefSeq names its product NADP-dependent oxidoreductase domain-containing protein. The record is from RefSeq and is a predicted model, not a curated record. NCBI's taxonomy places the organism in Eukaryota, Fungi, Ascomycota, Eurotiomycetes, Chaetothyriales, Herpotrichiellaceae. The coding region runs from base 156 to 1097 and encodes 313 amino acids. The transcript is spliced from 5 exons. Gene Ontology annotation, molecular function: aldose reductase (NADPH) activity. Gene Ontology annotation, cellular component: cytosol.
GAAGCAGCAUUCGCCGAAACUUUCCUGAAUUGGAUGUGACCCUUUCCCCAUUGGGAACUCAUAUAGAACAGGUCCAGACACACACAGUAGACUCGACCUGGUUACAGAGUCGAUUUCACUCAUCGAAACACAGCCUUGUACAGCCUUGUAUCGCUAUGACAACUUCACAGGCAGGCAGCGUCAAGCUCGCAAACGGAAGCAGCAUUCCUGCCAUUGGUCUUGGCACGUGGCAAGCUCCCCCCAGUGAGGUCGAGGGCGCCGUAGCUACCGCAUUGCGGGAGGGUUACAGACAUAUCGACUGUGCCCUCAUUUACAAGAACGAAGCCGAAGUGGGUGAAGGUAUCCGACAGUCUGGUAUUCCACGCGAGGAGAUCUUCAUCACCUCCAAGCUAUGGAACAGCUUUCAUCCAAAUGCCGUUGAAAGUCUGAACAGGUCGCUCAAGGACCUGGGCACGGACUACCUGGAUCUUUAUCUCGUUCACUGGCCUGUCCGACUUGUUCCCAAUGAAAGUUCUGAACUGUUGCCUGUCAAUGCCGACGGCACACGAGCAAUCGACCGUGACUGGGAUAUGGGAAAGACGUGGGCUCAGAUGGAGGAUAUCCUUGCUUCUGGCAAGGUCAAAGCCAUUGGAGUUUGCAACUGGUCCAUCCCUUAUCUCGAGCAACUCAAAAAGGGUUGGCGAAGCAAACCCUUGGUUAAUCAAGUCGAGCUUCACCCGCAUCUUCCGCAACAUGAGCUUGUAGAAUGGUGUAAAAAGGAGGGGAUCUUGGUGGAGGCCUAUUCACCUCUCGGAGGAGCAGGAGGACCAAUUUUGUCAGACCCAGAUGUCGUCAGCAUUGCCGAGAAGCACAACGUCUCACCUGCGAACGUUUUGAUAUCAUACCACGUGAAUCAAGGUGUCGUGCCUUUGGUCAAAAGUACUUCCCCAUCACGACUGAAGUCGAACCUCCAGACAGUGAGCCUUGAUGAAAGUGACAUGAAGAAGCUGAAUCGACUGAGCAGCCAGCCUGGAAAAGCCAAGCGCUAUAAUACUCCUCUCUUCGGCUGGGAUCUGGGCUUUGACGACUGGUAUGGACCACCCAAGAAAGAACACUAA